AUGACUGGCGCUACGGGCAGCGAGGCUGAGCUGUUGCCGAUUUCCAGCGCCGCCUCAGCUUUUCAAAAGUUUCGUCCCACCUCUCACUUUCUCGCCCCUCGAGGCUGGAUGAAUGACCCAGCUGGGCCCACCUAUGACGCUCAAACCGGCUUGCAUCAUCUCUUUUAUCAAUGGAACCCUAAAGGCUCCACCUGGGGCAACAUGUCUUGGGGACAUGCGACCUCCACUAGUCUGGCCGGGCCUUGGAAGCACGACAAUGCGAUCGAUGGCGCCAAUGAGCACCAAGCCGUACUCGCACCAGCAGCGCCGUACGAUUGCGAAGGCAUCUUCACCGGCUGCGUUGUGCCUCACGGUCCAAAUGGAGAGCAGGGAAUCAUGACAGCGCUUUACACGGCCGUCUCGGCUUUGCCAAUCCACUUCACACGCCAGUACCAACGCGGCUGCGAGAAGCUUGCUAUGGCCACCUCUUUGGACGAAGGCAAGUCGUGGUCUAGAUCGCCUCUCUCGCCCAUCUUGCCUGGCCCACCAGAGGGCAUCGACGUCCUUUCAUGGCGAGAUCCAUUCGUCUCGCCCUGGCCCGAGAUGGACAGCCUCCUCUCCGCGGAGAAGCCCCAUUACUACGGCAUGAUCGCUGGAUCAGUGCCCAACGUUGGUCCAAGGAUCUUUCUCUAUCAGAUUCCGAUGAACGACUUGUCGUCUUGGACGUUCAUCACUACUCUCGGCGAGUAUUGCGUCAAUGCGUCGCUGCCAGGCAUGCCAUGGUGCGGAGAAUUAGGCGCCAACUGGGAAGUCGGAAUGUUUUUCCGCUUGCCUCAUUCCGACGGAUCAUCACGCAUCACGCAAUACUUGUUGCUAAACGUUGAGGGUUGCAAGAAGGCGCAACCCGCCCGACACCCAAUGUGGGUGGCAACAACAUUUGUCAAGGACAGCGUCAGCGGCUUGCCAAAGAUGGUCGCUCACGCGUCUGGCCUGCUCGAUGAGGGCUGCGCCUAUGCGGCGAGCGCCUUCCACGAUGCUCCAACUGGUCGGCGCAUGAUGUGGUCCUGGAUCACCGAAGAUGACUUGCCCGAAUCGUACUAUGAUGCGCAAGGAUGGAGUGGCCUGAUGGCGUUGCCGCGCGAACUGCAUCAACUCGAACUUUCAAACGUCAUUGGCGCUCUUCAUUCCCCUUUGAGCGCCAUCGGCAGUAUCCAGUCGGUGCCCAGCAAUGCUGUUCCAGGAACCUGCACGGUUUCUACCCUCGGUAUUCGCGUUGCACAAGAGGUUGAGCGUCUUCGCAAAGGCGCGCAACGGCGACACGAGUCGGGCGUCAUUCGAUUCGACUCGGCCAACGGAACGGCAUUCCAGCUUUUGGACGUCGCAUCGCGGUCGUGGGAGUUGUCGACUGAGGUUGAAGUCGCUUCCGGUACCGCAGAGGUCGGUCUCAGUAUCGCGCAUAACCAAGACCGCACAAAGUGCACUACUGUGGCUUUCCGACCAUCCGAAGAGCGUCUGGUCGUAGACCGUACGCGUUCGACCUCGGCCUCGCGCGGCAUCAAGACGGCACCUAUCGUUUCACCCUUGACCCUCUUCACCUUUUCUUCUACCAACGGCGACAUUACCACCGAAAAGCUGAGACUGCGCAUCUUCUGCGACAAUAGCGUUCUGGAAAUCUUUGCCAACGACAGAUUGGCCCUCGCCACUCGUAUUUAUCCCGACGAUCCCAGCUGCGUGCUCUUGAGCGCAUUUGCGCGCGGACCAGCCAACUUCACAAAUCUCGACGUGUGGGAAGGGCUGGCAUCUGCCUUUUAG
This is a messenger RNA of Ceraceosorus guamensis, 1791 nucleotides long. RefSeq names its product Arabinanase/levansucrase/invertase. Gene Ontology annotation, molecular function: sucrose alpha-glucosidase activity. Bases 1 to 1791 code for a protein of 596 amino acids. The transcript has 4 exons. The record is from RefSeq and is a predicted model, not a curated record. Lineage: Eukaryota; Fungi; Basidiomycota; Exobasidiomycetes; Ceraceosorales; Ceraceosoraceae. Gene Ontology annotation, biological process: sucrose catabolic process.